ACCACGUCCAUUUUUUACACGUCAAUGUCUGGACAAGUAACGUUCCGCCAUCCAUUGAUAUCUCAUCUUCCGGUGUGUUUGUUGUGAUGAUUUGGAAAUGCUCAGCUAUCAUUGCUAGUGUCCAAAAUCGGACAUCCUAAAUCGUAGGCUAGUUAUCCGGAUUCCAGAGUCCGGUCAUGAUGGUGGGAACUAUUGUGUCACAGUACGGGGGAAUGAUGCCCAGAAUACUGCCAAAAAUAUCUCUUCUCAGUUCUGUCGAACGCAUUCUGAGCUAUGCAGGUCAUCCAAACGUAUAUAAUCCCUCCUCACCAUAAUGCCUCGACCGUCCCAAGUCUUCUUACACCCAUCACCUUCUCCCCAUGUUUUAUACAGCUCGUCCCCCCUGGCAGUGCCAGCAUGUUUCCCCUAAUCCAAUCUCACCUCCAGCUUUGCACAAUGCUCGCUACGCAGGGUGGCCCCGUCCCCCAAUACAACUUCCCCGUGUUAUCGAUGCCCCCUCGCGUCCCUAUGAGGUCACCGCUGCCCAUGCCCAACUUCAUCCCUAUGCAACUCACCCCAGCAUAAAUGCGGGGGCGCAAGCAUCCGCUGAUAUGACGGGUCCUGUUGAUUCUCAAAGCCGCAACGUCCCUAACUCAUGGACAUGGAGUGGUGCCGCCCGCGCUCAAUCUCUUCAUGGCCCUUCUGAGAUGCACACCAUAACUCAGCAUAAUGCAGAGAAUGCAUUGCUCAUAUAUGAUCAUUCUGGACGACGAGCGAUGCCAUUAAAAGUCAACGACACCCCAAAUGCCUCCCUUCAUCCAUUUCUCGCUCUACCAUCUGUGUCAUUUACAUAUGACCUGCGCUACCCGCCCACCUCUCUUCGUUUUCAAUCAUCAUCUCUAUUUGCAGGCUCUAGCUAUGAGUUACUCCGCGUCCCACUGACGCCAGAAAGGCCCACGCAGAUACUGCUCAUUAGUCCGGAAUUUCCCUGGGCGUUUAACAUCGGCACCAGUGCCGGAGAAGAAAUCGUGACGUGUCUUGACGUUCUCGUUACCUUGUAUGCUGCAUUGCAGCGCCCGCUCACGGACGCUGAGUGGGCCACUGCAGGAGACCAUAAACGUGCGAGUCUUCUCAGAGCACGCAAUCGUCGUACAAGGAUGCAACCUGCAUUUCACGGGAGCUCAGAUUAUGUGUCACGCACUGGACCCACAGUGAGAUUCGCACCUGGCGCUUAUGCGCCAAACCAUAGGCUUGUGCAGCGUGAGCCGCCACUGCUCCGUGUCGACUGGCUUGGAUCCAAUGUUGCGUUCAUGGGGCUUGUCAAGGAUGAGGCGUUUGCGAGGAGCAGCCUCAUUCCAGGUGGUGGGGAGCGCCCAGAGAAGUGGGUGGUGCGGUUCCAGAGAUUAUGACUCUGAGGGUCCGAAGAAAAUGUACAAAAAUGUUAUUCCUAGCUAUUUUUUUAAUCUACAU
Messenger RNA from Suillus clintonianus, 1449 nucleotides. RefSeq lists its product as uncharacterized. The transcript is spliced from 6 exons. Bases 360 to 1388 code for a protein of 342 amino acids. The record is from RefSeq and is a predicted model, not a curated record. Lineage: Eukaryota; Fungi; Basidiomycota; Agaricomycetes; Boletales; Suillaceae.